CAGAGAGAUGGCUACUCCAGUCGCCACAGAAAAUGUCACCCUUCCAAACAAUAGCAGCAAGACAAUUCUGGUGCGCCAUCUUCCAUCAGAUUUAACACAAAGUGAGAAGGUGGAUCUGCUGAAGUAUUUCGGAGCAGUGUCUGUGCGGAUUUUAUCAGACAAAGGAAGACUGAAACAUACAGCUUUUGCUACUUUCUCAUCAACUCAUGCAGCAGCGAAGGCUUUGACCAGACUGCAUCAGUUAAGAGUCCUGGGCCAUACUUUGGUGGUGGAAUAUGCGAAGGAACAGGAGCACGUCAAGCAACUGGAACCAGGGACAGUCUGCGAUGAAAACAAACCUCACGCGACACAAAAAACUUCAGGCGAUGAGGUUGUGAAGCAGGCUCUGAAACCAAGAGUUCCCACUAUUGAGGAUGCGAUUGCCAAGAGCCUCGGGUUUACCUAUCCCAUGAACCCAUGUCUGAAGUAUCUGUACCCACCGCCAUCCAGCGUCACUCUGGCCAACAUUGCAAAUGCCAUGGCAAGUGUACCCAAGUUCUACGUGCAGGUUCUGCACCUGAUGAACAAGAUGAAUCUGCCUGCUCCCUUCGGACCCAUCACGACCCGCCCUCCAAUGUAUGAGGAGUAUGCUCCUGCCCCCCCACCAAUGCCUCCACUGCCCCCAGAGGAACCACCUCUGCCCGAGGAAGAGAUGGAUGUUUCGAGUGAGGAAGAAUCCGAAUAUGAAAGUGGAAGUGAAGAGGAUAAAGAAAGGAUGGUGCGAUUGAUGGAAUUGGCCUCACUUCCACCAAAACAGAGACAGAAGAGAAAGCGAGCCUCAGUCCGAAAACGACCUAGACUAAAGGACCUGAUUAACGUGCCAAAAGCACCUACCCAGAGCUCGCAUCCUGUUGUUCCACCGUCUGAAGUCUUUGACCAGCCGCAGCCUCACAGUCAAAAGAAAAUUGAAUUCCACAUCUCUGUCGAUGCUAGCAGCUUGUUGGAGGGAGGAGGUGAUCAUCGAACAGAGCCACAAGAGAAUUCCGAACCUCAAAAUUCAGGAUUUGGGAAAAUCCAACCAACACCUGUAUGUUCAAAAAAUGAAAGUGAGGAGGAGGAAGAGGAAGAAAUUCCCUCUGAGUUCAUUUCCAAGAAACAGUUGGCCAAAGGAAGGAUCUCCAGAGAUGAGAUGGAGAGCAUUUCGUUGUUUAAGAAUUACAAUCCAGGUGAACCGACCUGUCGCCUGUACGUAAAGAACCUUUCCAAACAAGUUGAAGAGAAGGAUUUGAAGUUCAUCUUUGGCAGAUACGUUGAUUUCUCAUCGCAAACUGAGAGGAACAUGUUUGACAUCCGACUGAUGAAAGAAGGGAGGAUGAAGGGCCAGGCCUUCAUUGGGCUUCCCAAUGAGAAGGCUGCAGCCAAGGCCCUCAAGGAAGUCAAUGGGUUUGAGCUCAAAGAAAAACCGAUGGUGGUUCAAUUUGCCCGCUCUGCACGGCCGAAACAAGAUCCAGCAGACGGCAGGAGAGGCCAAGGGAAGUGAAGAUCAGAGGGUUGUAUGUUGACACUGUUCACAGUAAAAGCCCAGUCAUCAGUUUGGGGCAGUGAUAAUUCAGUGUAUCCUUUAUAAUGUAUCCUUUUAUAUAUAAAACGCAAUGACUCAAAAGACAGCAUUGAUGCUCCUGUCAUUCACUUAUUGAGAAUUCAUGGGGAAAUGAGGCCUCUCAGUAACUCGGUCUGUUAUUUGAGUGGCCAGGAAAGUGGAGUUGAAGCCCAGCAUCAGCCAGGAUCAUGUUCAGUGGUGCAGUGCUAGAUUGGCCAGAGAGUCUGCUCCGAUUUCUGUUUCGUAAACUCGUUGAAGAAGGGCUGAAGAAGGGCUAAUGCCCGAAACGUCGAUUCUCCUGUUCCCUAGAUGCUGCCUGACCUGCUGCGCUUUUCCAGCAACACAUUUCCAUCUCUGUUAUUUCUUUUGUUCAGUGACUUGGUUUUAAUCUUCAGAUCAGUCAUGAUCACUUUUUAGAAACUCUUCUGCUAUAAUUGGUGAAUAGUCCACGACAUCAAGAUAUCGCAAGCACACGUGGACUCAGCCCUCAUUUAUUCUUCCUGCUUUGGAGCACGGUGUGUGUCAGAAACCCAGAAUGCUGCAGUGAUGUUGAGGUUUGAACCGAUCUGAACCACAACCCGUUUCCCCUGUGGUAACGUGAGCAGGAAUGAGAAACGGUUUUCAGUUGCUGUCAGAUCAGUAACCCAGUGGCAAAUCCAGUUGCCUGUGGAAGUUUCUUUCACAGUUAAGGGAGCUAAGUUGUCAUUGCUCCAAUCAGAAUGUGCCGCAAUAGAGCCUGGGCUCUCCAAUCCUGGUACCUGUGCCUCAUAUUUCAGGCACUUCCCCUCCCCCCCACACCCACAAUAUCACCACCUCAGAGGGUUAUUAAAUUAGAUUAAAUCCCCGCUAAUUAGUGUGUGGGACAGAGGCUGUAUGGGGUGUUUUCUCUCCAAUCCUUGAGCCAAGGAGGCUGUGUCAGGGGAUCUCACAUCUUGAGGUGGAAAAAUUGUUAAUAGAAUUAGUCGUUAGAUUGUACAGGAUUUGAAAGUUGCUGGAAAAAAGACACAUUUUGUUGAAGCUUUUUUUUGUCUUUCACUCAUCAGGACACUUCACAAGAAUGCCAACAUAAAGGGAAAACAGCAUUUAUUCUGUGGGAAAGGAGAGUGCUGAUUGGUCAGCAAAUGAACUCUACAUGGUAGCGGCAUUGCCUUGAGAAUUAAUGGUUGACAGUUAACUGCUAGGCUUUGUUUAAAUUUUAAACCAGACAAGUUGACUCUGAUUAGUCAAAACAUCUCCCUGAGAAAUGAGUCAGUGAAUGGCUGUCACCUAUUCUGUUGAGGUGAAACAGGUGCAGUGUGUGUUCUUCCUGUCUACAAAUGGCUUUGACUAUUAAUACAUGGAGCUUCCAGUGCCCACAAUACACCACACUGAGCCCAACCAACAAUCCAGACUUGGUUAUCAGUCUGUCCUGAAUCCUCUGGCAAAUACUGAUCAAUAGUGUGGCACAUCUGUUAUUUCUUACAAUUUGUCCUGAUGUGUGUAAGAAGAAAACCUCUAACAGUCUUUUUUUUAAGCAAAACCAGAGACCGAUUAGUGGCUUUCUCCUUCCUCUGUCCUGUUGAUCCAGAGUGAAGGAUAGACGUCCCCGUGCUCCAGCACCCAAUAGCAGUAUUGAAAUCUCAUCAUGCUGUAACUGUGGGCUGUAAACUCUACCUGCCAUACUGUGCCUAGCCUCAUUGGAAGUUUCCACACCACAGCAACUCCUGACAUGUCCUCUUUAUCUCAUUCAGAUCAUCAGCAGAUCCUUCUCUGCUGUUUCUCCACAUUGGUCCAGUGUUCUGUUAAAUGUAUUGACAUUGUUUCCAUCUACCACUUACCCUGGCAGUGACUUCCUGUCUCCCCACUGAGUAAAGAGGUUUUUCCUGACUUGGAUUUACUAAAAUGUGUAAUGGCCCCGGCUUCUAGUGUCUCCCAUUAACAGAAUUAUUGACUCGGCAUCAGCUGAGACUCUUCCAGAAUCCUGAAGUUACCAAUCAGAUCCCCCCUCCGUUUUCUCAAUGUUGGAAACAGCCCUCCAGCAUGUUCAGCCUUUGUUCAUAGUUCAGGCACUGUCCUUGUUACUACUUGUACAGGGAGAAAUGGAGAAUUGUCUUAUCCUGAGAAUUUCUCUGAGUAUUUAACUUCUACUUCUGGUAUCCUGCAAUCAUCUGGUUCAGAAAUGUUCAGGCCCAUGAGUUGAGGAAGAGCCAGGAUGAGGGUAAAAAGCAUUGUUUCUGGAUGUGGAGUGUUGCAGUCUGAGUUCUGAUGAAGUGUUUGUGGGUCACUGGGAAACAUUGUGAAUCUGAGAGAUGGUAGCCCCAGCACUACAAGGAAGUCCUCAUUCUGUUUUUAAAUGCCAUCAUGUUUGGGAUGCUGUGGAUGUUCUGUACUCUGGGAAAGUGUCAAUAUCUGCAGUCAGUUGUUGAAUUCUUGCUGCUUGAAUGAAUGUGUUCAACAAAAAUAAAAGCUGGUGUAACAAAA
This is a messenger RNA of Chiloscyllium plagiosum (whitespotted bambooshark), 4039 nucleotides long. The record is from RefSeq and is a predicted model, not a curated record. Lineage: Eukaryota; Metazoa; Chordata; Chondrichthyes; Orectolobiformes; Hemiscylliidae.